AUGAAUGAUUUAUCACCACUACCAAAAUCGUUUUUGUUGGAUGAAACAUAUUUAACAUUAACACAGUCAACAUUAUUUACUAAUCUAACAACAACUAUAAAUGAUUCAACGUUACAAACAACAAAAAGUCCCGUAUCAUCAUCCGAUGAAAUUUAUCGUUAUAUAACAGAAAUAAUUAUUUAUAAAUAUGUUUGUACAGCAUUUUUUGUUAUUGGUAUGAUUGGUAAUGGUUUAAGUGUAAUUGUAUUUAGUCGAAAAGUAUUACGACGACGAUCAUGUGCUAUUUAUUUUCUUGCUUUAGCUGUUACAGAUUUAUUAUAUUUAUCAUUUUCAUUAAUCGAUACUGUUUUACCAUCUUAUAGUUUAACUAUAACAGCUAAAUCAUUAGUCAUAUGUAAAUUAAAUACAUUUAUGGUUUAUUUUACAUCGGAUUAUUCAAAUUAUUUAUUAGCUGUGGCUAGUAUUGAUCGUGCUGUUAGUAUACAAUGUCCAUUAAAAGCAAAACUAUUUUGUAGAGCAAAAGUAGCCAUUUAUAUUAUUAUUUUUUUAGGUUUAUUAUUAUUUUUAAUUAACGUUCAUUUGUUAUUUGGCUUUGAAAUUGUUCAUUCAUCAAAUGGUCAAUCUGGUUGUACAGCAACUGACAAAAGUUUUUUUGAUUUUUCAUCUUUGGCACCUAUAUUCUCUGAAAAAAAUGAAGAAAUAGCAACAAAUAUUAAUAAAACGUCGAUAGCAAUCGAAACAACAGCAAGCUUGAAUAUAACAAACGCUAGUACUACCGCCAUCUCUAAUACACCAUUAUCACCACCAUUUACCUAUCGUCGUUUUUAUGAAAUUUACGAUUCAUUAGAUAUUUUACGAGCUGUUGUUAUUCCCUUUUCAAUUAUGGUUGUCUGUAAUAUAUUAAUUAUUAUUCGUGUAUUAGAAUCAAGACGCUCUAUCACAACAAUAAUAACAUCAACAUUAAUGAAUAAAAAUAAAUUUCGAAAACGACACGAAAAAGAUCGACAAUUAACAAUUAUGUUGUUGGGUAGUGCAUUAGUCUUAACAUUACCCACCGAAAUUAAUGAUACUGUUCGUGCAUUUCGUUCAUCCCCAUCAACAUCACUAUUAAAUCCACAAAAAGGUAUCGAACCAUUGAUAACAGCCAUAUUUAUAACGUUAGGUCAAUUAAAUCAUGCCAUCCAUUUUUAUAUUUAUACAUUAACCGGUAGUGUAUUUCGAGAUGAAUUAUUAAAGCUAAUUAGAUGUAUUAAUUGUCAACUAUUGGGAUGUAGAUGUCAUGAUGAGGAACAUCGACAUCGUUCGUUUUUAAGAUUAGCACCAAACAAUAUCGAAAAAAAACAAUCUGUAACUACUGUACCAGCAAAUAAUAACAUCCAUGUUAAUGAUGAACUAACACAAAUUGAUUUAUUCACAAAAAUAGGUAGUUCAUAUGAAAAUGAAAUUUAA
Molecule: messenger RNA, 1449 nt
Organism: Didymodactylos carnosus
Lineage: Eukaryota; Metazoa; Rotifera; Eurotatoria; Philodinida; Philodinidae
Source: the annotation of a GenBank genome assembly